AUGGAUAACCACGAAAACAUCAGCGUCGAAACCAUUGCGCGUCUGUUCAACACGGUCGCGUUCGAAGACAGAAAGGUCAAGAUCUCCCAGAAGACACUGGAACUGGUGGCCGAGUACAUCCGGCUGUUCACGAGCGAGGCGAUUGUGCGGUCGAACGAGGAACGCCUCGAAGAAAGACGACGCGAUAACGGUCGGUACCAGGUGGAUCUGGACGAACAGGUGGACACACGACAACAGGACGCGGUGCUGGACACGCUGUCCGCCUACAUCCUGGGGAUCGAUCUUGAACACCUUAUCAGGGUUCAGGAUCCGGUUAGGGUCCAGAGCGAGCUUGAUCUUGCGCAUAAGGUCGAUGGCGUCCUCGCCAAGCUCCUCAACAAGAUAGUCUCUCUUUCCAUACCCGACACCGUGCUCUCCAGUGACGGUACCUUCUGCUUCCAAAGCACGGUCCACCAUGCGUUGCACCACUUUUUUGCACAGGUCGUACUGGUCCUUUUUGAACAGGAUCACGGCGUGGUAAUUGCCGUCUCCAACGUGACCCAAAAUGGCCGUGGUCAGGCCGGCCUUGUCAAUGUCGUCCUUGGUGUCCUGCAACGACUUGCACAGUCUCGAGAUCGGAACAGCAACAUCGGUGGUCCAGACCUGGAUGUUGUCGUCGAUCGUCUUUUUACCAUAAUUAAUGCACGACCAUAG
Ogataea philodendri is the source of this 693-nucleotide messenger RNA. RefSeq lists its product as uncharacterized. Gene Ontology annotation, cellular component: FANCM-MHF complex; Fanconi anaemia nuclear complex. The record is from RefSeq and is a predicted model, not a curated record. The transcript has 2 exons. Gene Ontology annotation, molecular function: protein heterodimerization activity. The coding region runs from base 1 to 693 and encodes 230 amino acids. Gene Ontology annotation, biological process: replication fork processing; DNA repair; kinetochore assembly. Lineage: Eukaryota; Fungi; Ascomycota; Pichiomycetes; Pichiales; Pichiaceae.